CCCUACGGCUGGCCCUUGCGUCCUACAGGCAAGUUCCGUGUUCGCAUGCGCACUCUACAUCCUUCACGACACAGUAUUGCGCAUGCGUGACGUUAGAGGCCGUCUCUUGUUAAACAAGCGGCGAUACUCUAGCUGGGUCGGUUGCUGAAUGGUCCUUGAAGGUAGUGCAACAAUAACACCAUAGCUCCCGGCGAAUGAGUGCCUUCAUGUUUACUACAGGGCCCGCUGCCUAGGAAACGGGUCGCGCGGGAGAAAGUGGCUCAAAACAAGUCUUGUCGUCAACCUCUGAGUCUGAAAAAUCAUGAACUCCCGUGGCGACCGGCCGGCGUCUCUGUCUCGGACAUCUGUCAAGGUUGGAAGGUCCUUGUCCAAGAACCCUGCAGGCAGCCACCUCUUUCCGGAUUCAGUAUGUCAAGAUAAUUCAUUGUUCAGGGGAGAUGAGCAGAACGCUGAAAUUCAAACUCCAUUUAUGAACAGGAAUGAACAAAAGAAGCUGCUGGAAGAAAAUAUAAUAUUAAAGCAUGAAUUAGAAGAUUUAAGAAGCCAAUAUGAACAGCUUAUAGAAGAAGGGAAGAAUGAAUGUUUUGAUGAAAGACGUGUCAGUCUUUUGAAGGCUCAAGUACUACAGUUGGAAAGACAGGUGUUGCUGCUUACAGAAGGAUUAAGUUCUCGAGCUGCUCUUUUGCUGGAGUUCAACGCUUCUUUAGAAGCUUUUACUGACAAGCUUAGCUCUUAUCUCAGCACUGAGGAAUCUGCCUUGGAAGUAUCCAUUCAACACGCAGAAUUUCUACAAAUAAUUGAAAUAUGUCAUGCAAUGAAACAAAAACUGCACAGAAACCAGCAAACGUCUGAUUUAUCAAAACUCGCAUUGCCUUGGACUCUGGGAGGAAAUGUCAUUACACAGCCAAUGACUCUCUUGGAUCUUUGCUAUGGCAAGACAGAAAAUUUAAAUCUUAGAUAUGUGAGUGCUCUUGAAGGAAAACUCUGCAAGCUGGGGAGACACCUGCUUGCCAUGAGCCAAACUCUGAGUCUCAUGCUUGCCCCAGGACAGGGGUCUUCUGAGACAGCUCAUCACAUCCUACCAACUGCUGUUUAUGCUAGGCUGAUAAAUCAGGCAGCUCAGUGUCAUCGGUCUGUGACAGAAUGUUGCAGUGAUUUGCUCACUUUGACACUGCUGGUACCUUCAGCACCUUGGGAAAUAUUGGAGUGCUCUUUGAACCAGGAGUUUACUGUAGAGAAUGUGCUUGCAACACUUCCAGCCUUCCCUAAGGGUGGCCCUCAGCAACGGGCCAAAAGGGCAGCAGAAGCUCUGGUGAAGGCUCAGAAUUAUUCCAGGCAAAUGGCAAUGCAACAGAUGCAAGCUUUGCAAGCUGAACUUAGUUUCCAUAGAAAUUUAUAUAACCUGCAAGUUAAGUACACUGAUACUCUCUUCAGUGGGAUAAAGCAAGCCUACCACAGGUUUCAAGAUAAUGUUGCAAUGGUUCUCUGUUCACCACUACAAGAUAUUUUUCCUUCUUAUGUAAAACUCAAAACUGAAGCUUCAGAGGCUGCUUUGAGGGAAUUUCUAACUGCUUUUAGAAAUAAUGCCGAACAGAUCCAGUAUGCAGUUGAAACUUUGACUUCGAAGAAUCAGCAGCAUAAAGGUGAAGAGGCCUUGUCAAGAUUUGGAAAAGAGUUCUUCCUAUCUUUGGAACAUUCACUAAAAGCAUGUGGGGAUCAACGAGAUAAAGCAGCCAGAGAAAUGGAAACUUUACAAACUGAACUGAAUCAGGCCUUAGAAACCCUGCGAAAUUUAAAGGGAAAAAAGGGAAUGAAAGUAGGGCCUAGUCAUCAUUUUCCAAAACAUGAAGAGGAUAAGAUGGAAGAAAUAAAAGCCAGUAACUUGGAUGUACUUUCAAAAAAGAAGUAUGAACUCAAUUCACCAUCUAGCUUUCCUCCUCAUAGACAGAACUGUUCACCAAAUCCUGCUACUGCUGAAGAAAAAGAAUUGAACAGGUCAUCCUCCAAGCUGAAACUGGAAAGUUAUGGUGUUCAGCAGAAAAAGAAACUCCUUUGCAGGAGCAAGAGCAUGAAAAUCACUGCAAGGCCACCUUGGCAAGAUUAAACAUAGCUCUUUCCUAAGAACUUAGCAUUACUAUAACUUCUACAGUAAGCCAGGGAGCAAUCCAGUACAUUUCUGAACAGCUGGUGCCUCAUGGAGAUGCAUGUUCAACCGAGUGUCAUUUCUGAACCUUAAAUGGGUUCUUGGAGCCACUUCAAAUGUGUAGAACUUUUGUUGUUGUUUAGGAAACAAAAUAUUUGGAAAACAGAAGCAACUUUCAUGCUACCUUUGAUAAGCCAUGGGAGGAAGCUUAAACACCACAGUCAUUUUUUGAACAACAACAAAAAUAUAAUACUAGCACUAUAAUAUAUCUGUCUCAAUUAGAAAGUACACAAACAUAAAACAUUAAAGACCCUUCUCAAGUUUUGCCAUAUACAUGGCUACUCUCUAGCACAACUCGAACAUUAGUUGUACAAUUCUUAGCAAUGGAUCAGUUAUGGUUUUUUUUAAGGAUAACAUGAGAAACAUUCAAUAUAGUACUCAAUCACGAAUAAGAGUUCGAUUAGUCCUAAAAAAGUGCAUGCUGCAUAACAGGUUGGAAAACAUUUAAAGAUUCAAAUCACUAUACAUCUGACCACUUCCGCAGUUCUUCCCCUGUGGUUGAAACACAUAGCAGUUCAGUGUCUGUUAGUUUCUCAUCCAUCCAUCAUUGAAUGGAGAGUUGCUGUGGCAGACCUAUAAGUCUGUUUGGUGCCCAGGUGCCAGUAUAGGAUGUGCCUUCUCUCUCUCUUUUUUAGCUUCCUUGUUUAGUAUUGAGCUAAGACCACUGGAGUUGAUAACUUGAAUGUACCUGAAAAGAAAUAUAGCAGUAAAGCAACUUUGAAUCUCUUUCUUCCUUCUUCUCCAGAAGGAAGUGUGUUUAUUUCCCAGACAAAUACUUGUGGCAGAAAACAGUUCUUGCAACAGGUUUGUCAUGUGUGUAAUUCCCCCCAAAUAGAUACAGUUCUCCUUAAAUGGCCAUGGCUAUCUGAAAAAUGUAUGAUUGUUUUGUUUCCCCUUGGCUUGCUACCACUGAAAGAAAUACUCUGGGCACUUUGCUUAUGAGACUCAUAAAACACCAGCCCGUGCAGAAUGACACAGUGAGGAACCAGAAUGACAUUCAAAAUGUUUACUAGUUGUAAGUGCUUUGUGAAGAGCCUUCAUUUUUCUUGUUGCCCUUAGUGUUUCUUUUUGCCUUUAAUACACUGGGGAAAAAAUUAAAGGUGACUUUUAACUCAAUAUAUGUUUUUCCUAGUUAAUUAAUGAAACAGACUGCAGCUUUUAUUCUUGUGUUUAUUAUUUGUUCCCACAUGAAGUGGAAGGAUUUUUCCAAGUCUUUAUUAUAGAUGCAUAUAAAUAUGCAAGAACCUCAUCAUGCUUAUGUUAAUAUUUACUAUCUUUCAUAGCAUGUUAAAAAGCAAGAAGUGGCUAAGUAGACCACAGGAAAGCAGCUACAACAGAAGGGGUGGAGAGAAGAGAAAGUGGCAGCAGUUGUGCGAGCUUGUGGGGAAAGGAGAAAAUGACAGGAGAAUUGGGAGCAGGUAGUGAGAAAGUUGUUGCAGUGACGAGAGGAAAAAAAGAAGAGAAGAAACAAGGACUGGGAGAGGGAGGAUGCGAUUUCUUAGGACUUAUUUACACAAUAUUAUUUUAACCUGUUUCCGGGCUUAUGAUUCAUAUAGGUUCAUUUGUCAGUAAACAUCAGCAAUAGAGCCAGUUUGGUGUAGUGGUUAAGUGCGCGGACUCUAUCCUGGGAGAACCGGGUUUGAUUCCCCACUCUUCCACAUACAUCUGCUGAGUGACUUUGGGUCAAUCACAGUCCUUGAAAGAGGUUUCUCAGCCCCACCUACCUUACAGGGUGUCUGUUGUGAAGGGGGGAAGGAAAAGGAGAUUGUAAGCCACUUUCAGAGUGAAGGGUGGGGUAUAAAUUAAAUCUCCUCCUCCACCACCACCUCCUCUUCCUCCUCCUCCUCUUCCUAGUUGAACACACUCUUGCUGGUUAACUUUGGUAACCCGCUGCAUAAUAUUUGGAGGGAUAGUGGUUAAAGAUUCAAAUCCAGUAAUCUAUCUGGAGUAGUGAUUUGUGCAGUGUAAAGCUGAGGAAAUAAAGCUAAUUGCCUGAAAUAUCUGUUGAGCAAUUAUUUAUCCCAGCUAUCAAAGAAAUAAAGGGGGGAAGUAUAUGAAAGAAAUUAUAUGGAAAAUAAUGCAAUAAGAUUUCUGGAUUGUACAGAUUUCGAUUUGCUUGGAUGGUGUGAGUGAUUAUGGACAUUUUAAAUUCCAGAUUUAGCUGCUUUACUGCUUCUGUAGUGUUCAGCUCUUCAGAGGAUCAAGAGUUCAUAGAAAAACAUUGAUGUUUGUUUCAUUUUUAAUCCAAAAGAAUGAUAAAUAAAAGUUGGAUGAGGAAGGA
This is a messenger RNA of Heteronotia binoei (common prickly gecko), 4484 nucleotides long. RefSeq lists its product as uncharacterized. The transcript has 13 exons. The record is from RefSeq and is a predicted model, not a curated record. Lineage: Eukaryota; Metazoa; Chordata; Lepidosauria; Squamata; Gekkonidae. The coding region runs from base 302 to 2104 and encodes 600 amino acids.